UUUUGUGAUUCGCAGUAGAGCAGCACGCAGCGUUUGUCACGAACAGUUUUAUUUUGAAAUAUAGGACGUUACAUCGGAAGUUGUCUUUUUGCCAUGGAAACAGGAGGACAAAGAAUAUGUUGAGUAUAUCGUAAGGUUUAUAACCGUUUACUGUGACACUUUAUAGUGAUGGAGGACGACUUAUUAGCUGAUGUGAGAAGUUUUUCUUUCGAGAAUCCACUCACUGAGGAUGAGAAAGAGUUACUUUACCUUCGUGCACGCUCGGCUGGACUGACGUUUUGCGGGUGCGCGCACGCAUCUUUCCUAUGUAAACUGGUUCACUCAUUGAGAUGUCUCAUCAAAAGCCGCAGAGCAAACAGAGACUCAUUGGUACCAGGAGAAGACAGCGACCUCUGCGUUGGGAUCAUUGGGAUGGGUCACAUGGGGAGACAGUUGCUCACCUCCCUCCUUGAAAAGUCUGGCAUCAAACCAUCACAGAUUAAGAUCUCCAGUAGAACACCAGACUCUGCAGUGGAAUUUAUCCAGAAAGGAGUUGAAUGUGUAUUUGACAAUCGCAGACUGGCAGCGUGGGCAGAUGUUCUGUUCCUCUGCUCUCUGCCGUCUCACCUCCCCAAAGUCUGUGCUGAUCUCCACUCUCACCUGUCAAAGAGCUGCCUUGUGUACAGCUUCACUUCUGCUGUGCCUGUCAACAGAUUGGCACAGCUUCUAGGACACGACUUCAUUCUCAAACCACAGUAUGACUUUGUCGCCUGUGACACUGCAGAUGUGGUGCUAACCUGCACUCAUCUGACCACGGCUUUGACAGAUCAUUUGCUUAUAAAGGCAUCGUGUCCUCUUACAAUGAGCAGUGGCAUUUAUCUUGGUCUGAGCUGGGUGUGUGCAGUAUUGUACAGCCUGCUAAAUAUCUGCACCUCUACCAGUCUGGGAUCCAGUGAUGCUCUCUCUCUUAUCAACAGAAUCCUGAAAGAGAAAUGGCCACUCGCUGUGGAUUUAAACACACACAGUUACAUCAGUGCAUCAUCUACCCUGCUUACAGAGGAACCUUUUCCCUGGAUUUCUCUCGCUGAUGCCCAGACCAAGGAGACACCAUUGCUGUGCUUUCUAUCAAGCAGCACAUAUAUGUAACAGUGCAUCUCUGAGACACCUGCAAAAUAAGACAAUUAGCCUACACUCUUAUGUAAAACUUAACAGUUUCUUAUUUAAGGAUGUCCACUCAAAGUAAAUGUUGUUCCUUAUGUUGCAUAUGUUGUUUGGCACAUUAUAACAAGAUAUAAAGUGAUUAUUUAACUAUAAAAAGCCUCAAUAGUAUUUUUCUGUAUUUGUAUGUCGUUCAUAAUGAAUAUGAUUCAUAUAUUAAAUCAAUACAUUUGCAUCUACACCAUGCAGCAGUAGUUGGUAUCUUCUGGCAUACUACCAAAAUAUAAUUGAACUUAUUGAACAUUAUCUGUUUUUUGACAAAAAUAUAUUGUACAAAAAAUAUGUUAAACAGCGCAGCAAACCUACAGAAUCCACAUGGGAUACAGCUGGGCAUAAGUAUAACACAAAUACAGUUACAUAAAUAAAAUGUAUACACAGAUACAAACAUAUUCACUCAGAUGU
Molecule: messenger RNA, 1599 nt
Organism: Gymnodraco acuticeps
Lineage: Eukaryota; Metazoa; Chordata; Actinopteri; Perciformes; Bathydraconidae
Gene: noxred1
Product: NADP-dependent oxidoreductase domain containing 1
Exons: 6
Coding region: 169-1125 (318 amino acids)
Biological process (GO): L-proline biosynthetic process
Molecular function (GO): pyrroline-5-carboxylate reductase activity
Source: RefSeq, a predicted model, not a curated record